GGGCGGGCUGCCGGGCCGAGGGAGGAGGGUCUGACAGUUGGCGCCGCCGGGAAACUGGGCGGGCGGCGCGAGUGGGCGCGGGCCCGGAGGGCCAGAAAUUCAGCACUGGAGAUGGGCUUUUAAUGAUGGAGAGAGGAAAUUGAAUCCAGCAGGGAAUUCUGCAGCUAUAGUGGGAAGAUUCCAGGACUUAAAGGCUUCUAGCUCCAGGGAACAGCGUCACGGCCAGGGAGACAAUGGUCUCAGUGACAAUGGCCACUUCUGAGUGGAUCCAGUUCUUUAAGGAAGCCGGCAUUCCUCCAGGACCUGCUGUCAAUUACGCCGUGAUGUUUGUGGAUAACAGACCCUCCCCUGCAGGAUCCAGAAGAGCAUGCUGCUAGAUCUCAACAAAGAAAUCAUGAACGAGCUCGGGGUGACUGUGGUGGGUGACAUCAUCGCCAUCCUCAAGCAUGCCAAAGUGGUGCACCGCCAGGACAUGUGCAAAGCUGCCACUGAGUCAGUGCCCUGCAGCCCCAGCCCCCUCCCAGGCGAGAUUCGCCGAGGCACGGCUAGCGCCGCCUCCCGAAUGAUCACCAACAGUCUGAACCGCGACUCCCCACCCGGCACUCCCCCCAGGCGGCCGGACACCAGUGCCUCCAAGAUCUCUGUCACUGUGUCCAACAAGAUGGCAGCAAAGAGUGCCAAGGCCGCCGGUGAGAGGACUCGGGCAGCAGCCCUGGCCCGCAGAGAGGAGGAGAGCCUGACUGUUCCUACCAAGCGGCGCCGGGUCACUGCUGAGAUGGAGGGGAAGUACAUUAUCAACAUGCCCAAAGGCACCACCCCCCGGACCCGCAAGAUCCUGGAGCAGCAGCAGGCAGCGAAAGGUCUCCACAGGACAUCCGUGUUUGACCGCCUUGGCGCCGAGACCAAGGCAGACACCACAACGGGGAAUAAGCCCACAGGAGUCUUUAGCCGCCUGGGGGCGACCCCAGAGACGGACGAGGAUCUGGCUUGGGACAGUGACAAUGACAGCAGCAGCUCUGUCCUACAGUAUGCUGGGGUCCUGAAGAAGCUAGGCCGGACCCCAGCCAAAGCCAGUCCCCAGCCCGCACUAACUGUCAAAGCCAAGGCCACAAGCUCGGCGACAACGGUCGCUGCCCCAACACUGCGGCGCCUGGCCCUUUCCUCACGACCUGGGCUUGAGAGGAAGCCGGAGGCCCUAUCCAAAGUCAGCGUCAUCCAGAGACUGGGCAAGACUGCCCUUGUGCCCGAGGCCCAGGACAGCCAGGUCACGAGCACCAAGAGUAAGUCGGCUGAGGUCAAGGUCACCAUUAAGAGGACUCUGGUGGGGCCCCGGGGGAGCAGCUCCAGCGAGGGCCUUGGUGCCCAGAUGGACCACGCGGGCUCUGUGAGCGUGUUCAAAAGACUGGGCCACAGGACCUUCUAGCCCAAGGGCGGGGCACAGGCCCCCGCCCAGACUCCUGGCUCUGUCAGAGUCUUCAGCGAGGGUGCACCACCCCUCUCUGCCGGCUUCUGGAUGACACUGCUUGUCUCCCUCAGACAUUGUGCUGGCCCGAGCUUUCUGGGGAUUCACCCAGUUUUUCUGAGUCUGAGGUGGUCAUCGUGGCCUGGCCUUGCCACUCUGGGACUUUCCCUUCUCUCCUGUCCUCUGUUCCCUCCUCUCUGACCAUGGCCUUGGCAGUACUCACCUGUCUACCUCUCCAAGUGCCAAGUGCCCUUUUCCUCUCCUCCAUCCCCCUUCCUCCCUCAGCAGCAUCUGCUGCCUCAAACCCCAGGCCUCCCUGUCACCCAGAGUGAGUGUCACCUGGAGAGGCUCCCUCGUUCCCCACCCCGCUGACUCCUCCCUUCCCUCCCCUCCCCCC
Molecule: messenger RNA, 1859 nt
Organism: Camelus dromedarius (Arabian camel)
Lineage: Eukaryota; Metazoa; Chordata; Mammalia; Artiodactyla; Camelidae
Gene: C9H19orf47
Product: chromosome 9 C19orf47 homolog
Exons: 10
Coding region: 368-1423 (351 amino acids)
Cellular component (GO): nucleus
Source: RefSeq, a predicted model, not a curated record